Asterias rubens (European starfish) is the source of this 3298-nucleotide messenger RNA. RefSeq names its product ankyrin repeat and SAM domain-containing protein 6-like. Gene Ontology annotation, molecular function: protein binding. The record is from RefSeq and is a predicted model, not a curated record. The transcript has 14 exons. Lineage: Eukaryota; Metazoa; Echinodermata; Asteroidea; Forcipulatida; Asteriidae. Bases 501 to 3068 code for a protein of 855 amino acids.
CACACAACAUGGAGACUGCAAGUUUACAAAACAACGGCGAACUGAAGUGAAAGUUGUUUUAGACAUUCUUCCUGCGAUCAUUUGGUAGAAUUUCCUUCGUUUAAGAUGAUGGAGAAUUUCUGCUGUACAGUGUGAACGAACAUACAUCGAGCACACAACAAGCACACAUCCAGAGCAGACACACAAUCUGUGUUACAGUCGUUGUGUGGACAUUCUAUACAUCCUAUUCGUCAACACUGUAAAUAACACUCUGUUGACAGUUGGAAGUCCACAUAGUGUUUCAAGUCCCUACAUAACGUGGACCUCUUAAGUUCGCAGGUCCACACAUGCAGCAUUAAAACAAACCCACCCACAUCAAGUAGACAUCAAGCAAAUUGUCUAGACACAUUCGUGAGUCGGCAAGAUGACACUUACACGUACCACAAAAAUAUCCGCUUCCCUACCUCUAUGAAAACAACAGGUACACGGAGUUCGGAUUCUACUGGUGCUUUAUAUCGGCAAUGGUUGAUUCAUUAGAUCUACAGCGGCAGUUAUUUGCAGCAUGUGAACAUGGAGACCUGCCAUCAGUGCAGGCAAUACUCGAUCAAGAUGCGAGUGGGUGUGUGGACGCUGAUGGAGGCGAGGGAUACUCGCCUCUUCAGAUCGCUGCUGGGAACGGUCAUGAGGAUAUUGUACGAAUUCUCCUCAUGCGUGGCGCUUCUCUGGACCGCCAGAAUCUAUAUGGUUGGACUGCACUCAUGCAGGCAGCAAGUCAUGGCCAUACCAAUAUCGUUGCUCUUUUGUUGCAGAACAAAGCCGAUCCCAACAUCCGGAAUAAGUUUGGGGCAACGGCUUUGACGGCUGCCGCCCAUUAUGGACACGUUUCAAUCACUAGACUUCUACUCGCGCUCGGUUUUAUCGAUAUGAACGAAAACGAUGGUGACAUCAACGGAGAGGCAUUCACGCCACUCAUGGCAGCCGCUAUGAACGGACAAGAAAUAAUUGCGAAUCUACUUUUUGAGAAGGGUGCAGAUCAAUUCCAAGUGCAUCAACCGACAGGCUGGACACCAUUAAUGAUGGCUUCUGUACGAGGGUUUUGCCAUAUGACAAAGAUGUUGGUAGAAGGGAGAGGAUGUGAUCCUGAUGUUACCAAUAUCCUCCAUCGAACUGCUCUGGAGAUCGCAAUCCUACAGAAUCAUGGAGAAGUUCGGGAGUAUCUUGAUCGUAAGACAACAAACAGACCAAAACUUUUAACGGAUAACAGUAAACCAGCGAUUAUUGAAGCAACUGAAUCAGGUGACAUCAAACGUGUUCAACAUAUCGUAGAUUCCAAGCCAAAACAGUGCAAUAAGCUGUCACCAGAGGGCGCUACACCACUCAUGAUAGCGGCUAUGAUUGGAAGGGGUGACAUUGCUGAGUUGUUGGUUCAACGAGGUGCUGAUAUUAACAUGCAAGAUGCUAAGAGUGGGUGGACGGCUCUAAUGCAGGCUACAUUCCAUAGAAGGAAAGAUUUAGUCAAGUUUCUUGUAGAUGCAGGAGCAGAUGUUAACAUCCAGGCUAACGAUGGCUGCAAGGCGUUAGAUCUUGCUUUAGUUAUUGUAAUGAAUGACAAUGACAAGGCAAACAAUGAGUUGAUUUCUCUCCUUGCUGCGGUUACCAUGCCAACCAAUGGUAAUAAACCCAGUCAGGGUCACAUGACUAAAUCAUCUACCUGGUCAAUCAAGACAAGUAUGAGUCAACUGAGUCAAGACUCGCCAAGAAAUGGUUUAAAGGCAUGGUGGUCUCGUAUGUCCAAUCGCUUCCGCAACUUGAAACUUUCUCGCACGCUGAGGGCUGGUCUCUCCUCCACUCCUCUUACCCCCUUUGAAGAUGAGAAUCAACUGUCGUCACCCACAGCAACGCUCAAGGUAUCCCAAGAUGCAAUAGGAAAGGUAGCCCCCCAAGAGGAUGAUGGGAGAAUACGAAGGAAGAGCAGUAGAGAUCAUGGGUCAGAGUUGAAUAGGUCACGUAACAGUGUUGGCCGUGAUAGUGGACUAGAUUUAAGUAUGCAGUCAUCCCAAUCUAUUUCGAUCAUGUCUCCAGCUUCCCAGCAACCCAAUGAUAAACUUUUACCUGUCGUCCCACCUUUCUUGCCGCCACCAAACUUUGAGCUGCAUACCUCGGACCGUUCAAGGAGAUCCCAUCACUCUUCCUCCAAGCCUUCAUUGAUGCAACUAGCAAAUGGACAGGGCAUUGGGUCAUCAACGAGACCCCCAGGCAGGCCACCGACUAAGCUGAUGUUCUCUCAUCGUUCUGGUAGCAGCAGCGGGAUCAGUCCUUCUAAUUCAGCUCAUUUCAGUAACACUGCGAGUCCUAACUCCUCUGCUGAUGCUAAUGCUAUGAGUAAAGGUUUUGCGAAUGCUAGAAGGACAACAUUGAAGCUGAGGGAGGCUUCUGGAACAUCCAAACUAAGUUCCGUAGCUGAGCCAUUGUUUACUCCAGUCUCCAACCAUCAAGGAAUCAAUUCAUUAUCCAAACACCAACAAGAGAAUGAUAAACCAACAGCUGCAACCAAAAAAGCAAGAUUGCCUCCGCUCCCUGUCACCCCACCCAAUGUGAAUCCAGCCAGUGCAAGCUCCGCCUCCUCUACAAUAUCAGGCUCUUUAAGCCAGUCUAAGCCCCGCCCAGUCAGUGGGAUGUCUCGUAGUACCUCACCCACCUUGACCCCAUCCCCAUCACCCACACCCAAGGUGGUGGGUGUGGUUGUCAAGGAGGGGUCGCAUCAUAGUCAGGUGAAAGGAGGAGGUCAUCCGGCGCCAACCCUUCAGAAGAAGACAAGCUCAAGUAGCGGCAUUAGUGAAGAUGAUGAGCUUUCAGCGUUACUUCGGAAGUUGUCCUUGGAGAAAUAUGCUCCAAUAUUUGAAGAACAGGAGGUGGAUAUGGAAGCAUUUCUGAGUUUGAAUGAAUCGGAUCUAAAGGAGAUGGGUAUAGCAAGCACUGAGCCACUUCAGCAGAUACUCGGUGCUAUCACAGAGCUAAAGGAUGGCAAAUAUAUCAAGAAAUACUCCCUCCCUGAUGCGACUAUGGUGGGAUAUAGCAUGGCUAAAUAAACCAAGGUACUAUCACAGAACUAUAAGAUGGCAAAUAUAUCAAGAAAUACUCCCUCCCUGAUGCGACUAUGGUGGGAUAUAGCAUGGCUAAAUAAACCAAGGUACUAUCACAGAACUAUAAGAUGGCAAAUAUAUCAAGAAAUACUCCCUCCCUGAUGCAACUAUGGUGGGAUAUAGCAUGGCUAAAUAAACCAAGGUACUAUCACAGAACUAUAAGAUGGCAAAUAUAU